AUGCCGUGCAGACAUGAACGUGUAGCAGCAGCAAUAAUGCUAUUAUUAAAUAAAAAGAAAAAAAGAUCUGUUUGGGUCCGACAAUGGAUUUCGAGACGAUCUGAAUUCGGUUGUUUUCAUAAUUUGUUAAGAGAACUUCAAAUAGAAGACGCGCAACAAUAUUUUAAUUUAAUUCGCAUGACUGCUGUGGAUUUGGAAAUUUUAUUACAAAAAGUGGGUCACCUAAUUAAAAAAGAAGACACUCGGAUGCGAGAUUCAAUAUCCCCGAAGGAAAGACUCAUCUUAACGUUAAGAUUUUUAGCAUCUAGAGAAUCAUAUCAUUCAUUGAUGUAUCUACUCAGAAUUCCUGUCUGCACCAUAUCUAAAAUUAUUCCGGAAGUAUGCAACGCUUUGUACGAUACACUACAUGAGGAAUAUUUAAAGGUCCCAACUACUCAAUCGCAAUGGAUGCAUAUUGCGAAAAUGUAUGAAGAAAAAUGGAAUUUUCCUCAUUGCCUUGGUAUACUAGACGGGAAACAUAUUGUUUUUAAGGCACCGGCUAAUAGUGGGAGUUAUUACUUUAAUUAUAACGGAUCCCAUAGCAUCGUGCUAAUGAUAGUGGCAGACCCAUCUUACAAAAUUACUUAUAUGAAUGUUGGAUGCAAUGGCAGAAUUUCUGAUGGAGGUGUUUUUUUACAAAGCUCACUAUUCUCAGCUUUAGAAAAUAAUACUUUAGACCUUCCACCAUAUUCACCUUUACCGGGGAGGUCCAUGCCAGUUCCAUAUGUGUUCAUAGCUGACGAUUCAUUUGCAAUAAAACCUUACUUAAUGAAACCAUUUCAUUUUUAAAAAUCAAUCUGCACCUAACAGGGUUUACAAUUACCGUUUAUCAAGAGCAAGAUGAAUGGUGGAAAGUGUUUUUGGGAUACUUGCUGACAGGUUUCGUAUAUUUAGGAAGCCGAUGGAAUUGAAUCCACAGAAAACUAAGUUGAUUACGAUGGCUGCUUGUUCAUUGCACAAUUUUAUAUUAUCUGCAAAUGACGUCACACGGAUGCGAUAUAUUGAAGGGGGUUCGAAUAUGAACGAAAUGGAAGAUCUGCCUUCACAAAACCUCAUUAAUUUACAAAGAGACCAAAAUAACAGACCAGGAACAGAAGCGAUGAGAAUUCGUGAGGAAUUUAAAGAGUAUUUUGUUUCGCCACAAGGCGAAGUACAAUGGCAGUACCAAUAUAUGUAGAAUAUUUAAAUUAUAAAAAUAUGUA
Molecule: messenger RNA, 1241 nt
Organism: Osmia bicornis bicornis
Lineage: Eukaryota; Metazoa; Arthropoda; Insecta; Hymenoptera; Megachilidae
Product: putative nuclease HARBI1
Exons: 3
Coding region: 1-828 (275 amino acids)
Source: RefSeq, a predicted model, not a curated record